Molecule: messenger RNA, 1705 nt
Organism: Chlorella variabilis
Lineage: Eukaryota; Viridiplantae; Chlorophyta; Trebouxiophyceae; Chlorellales; Chlorellaceae
Exons: 11
Cellular component (GO): nucleus; cytoplasm; ribonucleoprotein complex
Molecular function (GO): RNA helicase activity; ATP binding; RNA binding
Source: RefSeq, a predicted model, not a curated record
ACGCCUGCUGCCCCCCUGGUGGCUUCUCGUGACCCCCCACAGACCAGGAAGCAUGUCUUACAGGGACAGGUCCAGGAGCCCUCCUCGGGCCAGCUACGGCGCCUCUUAUGGCGGUGGCAGCAGCUAUGGAGGUGGUGGCGGCUACGGCGGUGGCUCCAGAUAUGACUCUGGCGGCGGCUACGGCGGCGGCGGUGGCUUUGGCGGUGGUGGCUUUGGCGGCGGUGGCUUCGGCGGCGGCGGUUUUGGUGGCGGCGGCAGGGAUGGCAUCAACUCCACGUUUUUGCCUAAGGAGGACUUCAGCAACCUGCCCAAGUUCGAGAAGAAUUUUUACUACGAGCACCCGGCUGUGACGGCACGGUCUGAGGAGGAGGUGCGGCGGUACCGCGAAAUGCGCGAAAUCCACGUCACCGGCGAGGGCAUCCCCAAGCCCGUGAGCAACUUUGAGGAGGCCUCCUUCCCUGAGUAUGUGCUGGCGGAGAUCCAGCGCGCGGGCUUCACGGAGCCCUCGCCCAUCCAGGCGCAGGGCUGGCCCAUGGCGCUGCUGGGGCGCGACCUGGUGGGCAUUGCAGAGACGGGGUCGGGCAAGACGCUGGCCUACCUGCUGCCCGGCGUGGUGCACAUCAACGCACAGGCGCACCUGUCCCCCGGCGACGGCCCCAUUGUGCUGUGCCUGGCGCCCACCCGCGAGCUGGCGGUGCAGAUCCAGAACGAGUGCGCCCGCUUCGGAUCCACCUCCCGCAUCAAGUCCACCUGCGUGUACGGCGGCGCGCCCAAGGGCCCGCAGGCCAACGACCUGCGCCGCGGCGUGGAGAUUGUGAUUGCCACCCCCGGGCGCCUCAUCGACUUCCUGGAGUCCCGCACCACCAACCUGCGCCGCGUGACCUACCUGGUGUUGGACGAGGCGGACCGCAUGCUGGAUAUGGGCUUCGAGCCCCAGAUCCGCAAGAUUGUGGGCCAGAUCCGCCCCGACCGCCAGACGCUGCUGUGGAGCGCCACCUGGCCGAAGGAGAUCCAGACGCUGGCCCGCGAGUUCCUGAACAACCCCUACCAGGUCCUCAUCGGCUCGCCAGACCUCAAGGCCAACCACCGCAUCACCCAGAUCUUCGACUUCCCCGCAGAGCACGAGAAGUAUCAGAAGCUCGUGCGGGUGCUGGAGAAGGAGAUGGACGGCCGCCGCAUCCUGAUCUUCCUGGAGACGAAGAAGGGGUGCGACGCGGUGACGCGCCAGCUUCGCAUGGAUGGCUGGCCCGCGCUGUCCAUCCACGGAGACAAGUCGCAGCACGAGCGCGACUGGGUGCUGGCUGAGUUCAAGGCGGGCAAGCACCCCAUCAUGAUUGCCACAGACGUAGCCGCGCGUGGCCUAGACGUCAAGGACAUCAAGAUGGUCAUCAAUUACGACAUGCCCUCAUGCGCCGAGGACUAUGUGCACCGCAUCGGGCGCACGGGGCGCGCCGGAGCCUCGGGCGCCGCGUACAGCUUCUUCACCGCCGCCAACGGCCGCAUGGCGCGCCAGCUGGUGCAGAUCCUGGAGGAGGCAUCGCAGGCGGUGCCCCCCGAGCUGCGCCAGUUUGCCAUGACCAGUGGCGGCCCCACCAGCUUCCGCUCGCGCGGUGCCGGCGGCGGCCGCGGCGGCCGCGGUGCCGGCGGCGGCGGCUUUGGCGGCGGCGGCUACACCGGCUCCAAUGCACUGCCCAUCGGAUCCAGG